AUGGCGAGGAUUAAGGUGCACGAGCUGAGGCAGAAGAGCAAGGCGGAGCUGCUGGCGCAGCUGAAGGAGCUGAAGGCGGAGCUGUCUCUGCUGCGCGUGGCAAAGGUCACCGGCGGCGCCCCGAACAAGCUGUCCAAGAUUAAGGUUGUCAGGCUCUCGAUCGCACAGGUCCUCACCGUGAUUUCUCAGAAGCAGAAGGCAGCUCUCAGGGAGGUCUACAAGAACAAGAAGUACUUGCCACUCGAUCUCCGUCCCAAGAAGACCCGCGCCAUCCGCCGCCGCCUCACCAAGCACCAGCUUAAUUGGUUUAGUUAUCAUGCUAGAUUGCAAGUUUGA
Messenger RNA from Striga hermonthica, 336 nucleotides. Lineage: Eukaryota; Viridiplantae; Streptophyta; Magnoliopsida; Lamiales; Orobanchaceae. The record is from the annotation of a GenBank genome assembly.